AUUUCCUCAGCACUUAGCCAGGACCCAGCAAAGCCGCCUGAUCCCUUUUAUGAACAACAAAACCGUGAUGAAGGCAACAGGAGUCAGAAAACUAUUCACUGCAGGAAGCCCCAGUAUCCGGUGAGAUAUAAGAAGUACAACAGCACAGGAUGCGCCUUGGGUCAGGGGGACGUGGAAAGCCAUCAGCCUCUGUGUCCUUUCCUCUGCCAGAGCGACUGCUGCUGAGCCCUCAGCUCCCCUCCGAGCUCGGCUGGGGCCACCACUGUCACCGCCAGGCUUCCAGCCUCCCGCUGCGGGGGACACGGAGACCACGAUGGCCACCUCCACCAGGCUGCUGCUGCUGCUGCUCCUGGGCCAGCGGUGGCUGGGGGCCGGCGCUGAGAGGGAGGCUGCGGUCUGCGCAGGGACUGCCUGCUACACGGCCCACUGGAACAAGCUGAGUGCGGGCGAGGCCCAGAAUCAUUGCAGCAGGAACGGGGGCAACCUGGCCACGGUGAAGACUGAGGAGGAGGCCCGGCACGUCCAGCGAGCCCUGGCCCAGCUCCUACAGCUGGAGGCACCCCCAGCAGCUCGGACAGGCAAGUUCUGGAUCGGGCUCCAGCGAGAGAAGGGCAAGUGCUUGGACCCCAGCCUGCCGCUGAAGGGCUUCAGCUGGAUGGGCGGUGGGGAGAACACGUCUUACGCCAACUGGUACAAGGAGCUCAAGCACUCGUGCAUCUCCAAGCGCUGUGUGUCCCUGGUGCUGGACCUGUCCCUGACACCUCUCACCGGCCACCUCCCAAAGUGGGCUGAGGGCCCCUGUGGGAGCCCCAGCUCUCCUGGAAGCAACAUCGAGGGCUUUGUGUGCAAGUUCAGCUUCAAAGGCAUGUGCCGGCCCCUGGCCCUUGGGGGCCCAGGCCAUGUGAACUAUACCACCCCCUUCCAGGCCACCAGCUCCUCCCUGGACGCCGUGCCCUUCGCCUCCGUGGCCAACGUGGCCUGUGGGGACGGGCGCGAAAGUGGGCAUCAUUACUUCCUGUGCAAGGAGAAGGCCCCCGAUGUGUUCGACUGGGGCAGCUCGGGCCCCCUCUGUGUCAGCCCCAAAUACGGCUGCGACUUCAACAACGGGGGCUGCCAGCAGGACUGCUUUGAGGGGGGGGACGGCUCCUUCCGCUGCGGCUGCCGGCCGGGGUUCCGGCUGCUGGAUGACCUGGUGACCUGCGCCUCCCGGAACCCUUGCAGCUCCAGCCCGUGCGGAGGGGCAGCCACAUGCGUUCCUGGACCCCUUGGGAAAAACUACAUGUGCCGCUGCCCCCCAGGCUACCAGCUAGACUCGACUCAGCAGGACUGUGUGGAUGUGGACGAGUGCCAGGACUCCCCCUGCGCCCAGGAAUGUGUCAACACCCCUGGGGGCUUCCACUGCCAGUGCUGGGUGGGCUACGAGCCCGGGGGCGCCGGAGAAGGGGCCUGUCGGGACAUGGACGAGUGUGCCCCAGGCCGCUCACCCUGUGCCCAGGGCUGCACCAACACCGAUGGCUCGUUCUUCUGCUCCUGCGAGGAGGGCUAUGUCCUGGCUGGGGACGACGGCACCCAGUGCAAGGACGUGGACGAGUGUGAGGGCCGCGUUUGUGAUAGCUUGUGCUUCAACGUGCAGGGGUCCUUCCGCUGCGGCUGCCUGCCAGGCUGGGAACUGGCUCCUGAUGGAGUCUCCUGCACCAUGGGCGCUACGACCCUGGGACCACCAGCUGGGCCUCCUCAGGGCGAUGGCACGGGUGAUAAAGAGGGGAACCUUGUGCCUUCUGCCACAAUGUCCAGUCCAACCAGGGACCCUGAGGGCACCUCCAAGGUGGCUCCCACUGUGAGCAGACCCUCCCUCCCACCCGAUGCCCCCAUUACUCCUGCUCCACCCAAGACGCUGGCCCCCAGUGGGCCCCCUGGCGUCUGGAUGGAGCCCAGCACCCAUCACCCCUCAGCCACCACUGGCCAUAGGGAGUCCAUGGGUGGGGAUUUUGUGGCCAAACAAAGCGAUGAUGGCACCGACGGGCAAAAGCUGCUCUUGUUCUACAUCCUGGGCACUGUGGUGGCCAUCCUACUCUUGCUGGCUCUGGCUCUCGGGCUCCUGGUCUAUCGCAAACGGAGAGCAAAGAGGGAGGAGAUAAAGGAGAAAAAGCCCCAGAGUGCGACCGACAGCUACGCCUGGGUUCCCGAGCGAGCCGAGAGCAGGGCCAUGGAGAAUCAGUACAGGUAA
This is a messenger RNA of Ceratotherium simum simum (southern white rhinoceros), 2227 nucleotides long. RefSeq names its product CD93 molecule (gene CD93). Lineage: Eukaryota; Metazoa; Chordata; Mammalia; Perissodactyla; Rhinocerotidae. The record is from RefSeq and is a predicted model, not a curated record. Gene Ontology annotation, molecular function: calcium ion binding.